AUGAUGGGAAGAGUAUCGGAGGAGAGAGAGGUUAAGGUACCAGCAAGCGAAGCGUGGAAGCUCUACGGCAGCCUCCGGCUGGCCAAAAUUGCGGAGGAAGCGCUUCCCAAUGUCAUCAGCAAAGUCGAGGUGGUAGAAGGCAAUGGCUCCGCCGGAACCAUCCUCCACGUCGUUCUCCCUCCAGGUACAACGUGGCUGACAUCGUACAAGGAGAAGUACACGGUGGUGGAUGACGAGAGACGAGUGAAGGUGGCGGAGGUGGUGGAGGGCGGGGUUUUAGAUCUGGGUUUUACACUUUACAGGUUCCGAAUGGAGGUGAUAGAGAAGGAGGGAAAGGAGGAGGAGUGCAUCGUCAGAGGCAGCAUCGAGUACGAAUUGAAAGAGGAAGCUGCUGCGAACGCUGCGUUGGUCUCCAUUGAGCCCCUCCUUGCUAUCAUGCAGCUUGCUGCAGAUUACUUGACAAAAAACUACAACACCAACGUCUGA
Molecule: messenger RNA, 486 nt
Organism: Sesamum indicum (sesame)
Lineage: Eukaryota; Viridiplantae; Streptophyta; Magnoliopsida; Lamiales; Pedaliaceae
Source: RefSeq, a predicted model, not a curated record